Molecule: messenger RNA, 1026 nt
Organism: Pelagomonas calceolata
Lineage: Eukaryota; Pelagophyceae; Pelagomonadales; Pelagomonadaceae
Source: the annotation of a GenBank genome assembly
GUCCAACCUCUCCGCAUUGAUUGAGCCUGAACGACGGCAGCGGGAGCGCAACACAGCGCGACGGCUGUUCAUCACACUCUCCACGAUACCACCUUCGCACUCGUGGCGAGUUACAGCUCUCGUCGUGCCUCUCGCGCACCGUAGACCAGCAAACACUCUAUUGAGAUGGCGCCAACCCGCGUCCUCAUCUUCGGCGCGACCGGUGGCUGCGGCAAGCACGCUUUAAGCAACUUGUUAGACAGAGGCGUCCAGUGCGUCGCCGUCGUGCGGUCGGAAGACCGCCUGCCGGCCGGCUGCCGCGGCAAGAGCAAUCUAGACAUCGUCGUCGUCCCUGACGGACAUUUAAGCAUGGACGACGGCGCGUUCAGUGCCCUGGUCGACGGCGCCGACGCCGUCGUGUCUGUAUUAGGACACAAUUUGACCUUCAAGGGCAUGUACGGCCAACCCCGUAGAUUGUGCGCCGACACGGUAUCUAGGGUCGUGGCCGUCGCGUCCGGACGAGCCAAGCCCCUUAAACUUAUUGUAGUGUCGACGGAGGGCGUCGACCAACCCAUGAGUAAGGAUCCGCCGCGCGGCUGCGGCGAACAGGCGUUGCUGAGCACGCUGAAGUGCCUGCUGCCGCCGCACGCGGACAACAUGGCCGUCAUUGAUGAGCUCGAGAAGGCUCAUGCAAAGAUCGAGUUCUGCGCCGUGCGCCCGGCCGACAUGGUGGAUGGUGGUGAGGUACCGUAUGAAUGCCACGCCGUACUGCAGGGGGGGGCUUUCAGCGGCUUCAAGACGCACCGGGCCAACGUGGGGGCCUUCAUGGCCGACCUCGUGACCGAUGAUAGUGUGUGGGCGAAGUGGAAGAACUCGUACCCGCACUGCUACGACACGCCGGCGGACAAGAAGGGGGACUACUAGUUGCCGGCACGCCAUCGACGCGACGCAGCAAUCACGAGAGUGUCGCGGCGAUGGCGUCCCGCCGCGCGACACCAGUGGCUGCCAAACGAUGCCCCGUUGUGACUAAUCACGUAUUUCUGUACC